Molecule: messenger RNA, 1333 nt
Organism: Xenopus tropicalis (tropical clawed frog)
Lineage: Eukaryota; Metazoa; Chordata; Amphibia; Anura; Pipidae
Gene: selenok
Product: selenoprotein K
Cellular component (GO): endoplasmic reticulum membrane; plasma membrane
Source: RefSeq, marked reviewed
CGGGGAUGGUGUAUAUAGCGAACGGACAAGUGCUGGACGGCCAGAGUCGGUCGCCAUGGAGACUCUCGUUCCUAACGGACAUGUUCUGGGGAAUAACGGACUUCAUUGUCAUGUUCUUCCAGAGUAUCAUUCAUCCCAAUGUCACAAGGAGAGGCUGUCAGAACUCCUCCUCCAGAACCCGAUUUGAUGAUGGAAGAGGACCCCCGGGGAACCCGCGGCGCAGGAUGGGCCGAAUCGACCACAAUUCAGGGCCUAAUGCUCCUCCCAUGUCGGGGGGUGGAUGAGGAAGGUAAACGCCUGCCCCCACAAGCAGGCAACUAGAGACGGACGCUCGUUAGCCGGCAGCGCGCAGGAAGGUUGCCGCUCGGGCUACGGAUGUUCAUCUCUAUCAGUGAAAUGCUCUGCAGCAGUUGCAGAUCCAUGAUGUCAUGCUGGGAGCUCCCAAUCAGGAUCCAGCACCGACUGAUCAGCAUUCAUUUAUAUCUGUAAAUUCCUCCCCCCCUCGCCUUUCCCUUUUUGUCGUCUUUUAGUAACACGACUGUCGGGUUGUACGGAUAACCGUAUAAACUGGAGGCAGAUUCAAUGUCAAAGGGGUUGUUUUUUUUAUAAAGGGUAAUUGUCGUUGCUAUAAGAAAAGGCCCCAAUUAUAGCUGGAGGUCGCUUCUUUUUUUGUUUUUGAGUUAUGAAAUGGUUAAUUUAGUUGUUAGUUGGGUAUCAGUGGGUUAAACCAGUGUCCCUUGCACUUUCAGCCUUACUAUUCUCCCCGGUACAGCCGAUUGGUUCUGCUGUCUGUCAGGGGCUUGCUGCAGGAGUAUGCUGUUUGCAGCAGGAUAAAAGGAGAGCGCUCAUUAGUAAGGGUGAAGACACACGGAGCUACUAGUAGCAGCUACUAAAACAGACAAUGCUGAUCAUUUACUGAUAAUUGUCCCUACGUGUGUUUAGCAGAGGGAAUUCUCAGUAUUGUCUAUGGCAGGGGAUUUUCUGGCCGCUUCUAAGUGGCCCCGUGUGUCUUCUCCCUAAAACAUUAAGGGUGAAGACACACAGAGCUACUUAGUAGCAGCUACUUGUCACGGCUACUAAACGCCAGAAAAUCCCCUGCCAUAGACAAUACUGAGAAUUGCCUCUGCUAAACACACGUAGGGACAAUUAUGAGGAAAUGAUCAGCAUUGUCUGUUUUAGUAGCCGCGACAAGUAGUUGCUACAAAGUAGCUCAAAUCCUAUAAUAAUUGAGAGAAAAAACAACAGAUUUAAUCUCUAUCCAUAAUUGUUUAUUUUUUUUUUAUUUGUGUGAAGGUUCUUUGUGAGACCAUUUAGUGGGGAGCUCAGAGAGACA